GAAUCAGCGCGUGCUGACCGUGUCCUUGGUGUUUCCUGCUACCACGGAGGUAUAUCUAGAUAUAGAGGUAUAUCUAGAUAUAGAUAUACUUCCGUGGUGCCACGUUACUGCCUGGGCAUACCUCCAUACAUCCCAGUUCUACCUCCGUACAUAUCACACCCUUUUCCUCCCUCACUGCUAAAGGAGAGAAAAAAAAUCUUUCGCAUUACCUCUAUUACCCGUUCUUGCAGAAAAACACUGGAUUAGUGACAUAAUUAUAUUUUAGCAGGGAGCGUCUAUCCCCGCAAAAAAAAAAAAUACGAGUGGUUUCGACAUGGCGCUAAGAUCGCAACAGUUGCUCGUUGUAAUAGUUCUACGUUUGCAAUGACUAACAGUAAAGUUAUUAAAGCAAUAAAAGUGGAAUAAACUUUUUUUAAACACAGAUGGCAUGACUUUGAAGAGCGACCCACAACGUUUUGCAAUGAAAAUGAAUUCCAGUACAUGCCACCAUGCGGAUCGCAGCAGACAGACUUCUUCACGAGAAACACGGAGCACUUUCUGGAUUCCUCGUCUGACAGCGAGCCCUCUUCUCCCCUCCAUGGAAAGACUUCUGUCUACUCGAUGGUGGACAACAAUCCUCCCACACAGAAACAAGAAUGCGCUAAUCAAAGUGAUGUCGACCUGAAGGUAGUCGUCAGUGGAGGGGAGCUGAUGGUGGAGAUGAGAGGACACGUGUACCCCAUCGACACCAUCAUCGAGCCAUCGCCUCCGGAUUCCACGGCUGAAUAUUCUUCCAUGAUGGAAAACAACAACUACAUUGUCAACAACAACUACAUCGUCAACAACAACAACAACAACAACAACAACAACAACAACAACAACAACAACAACAACAACAACAAACACCUAUGCCGCAGAUACGAACUACAGAAAGGAUCGUGCCAUACAUGCGGAGAAAACAGACAAGGUUUCUCGGAAAGCAGUGUCGAGAAGCAUCAUUACUCGUGCAUACGCCCCGAAGAUGACCGCGAAGUGGAAGAACUGCACAGAGGAGGAAGAUCGCGAAGACAAGUGGCACGCACGGAAAGGUUGUGGGAGUUCAUCCUGCGAUUGCUAGGCGACUCCAAGCACAACCCCAGCCUCAUCGAGUGGGUGGAGCGCAAUGAGGGGACCUUCCGCCUCAACAACUCCAAGGCCGUCGCACUCAUGUGGGGCAUGCGCAAAAACAAUGCGCAGAUGACCUACGAGAAGCUGAGCAGGGCGCUACGGUAUUACUAUCACCGCAGGAUAUUGGAGCCCGUGCUGGGGAAGAAACUGGUGUACAGAUUCGGUCCUAACGCCAGCCCAGUGUGGGGGGAAACAUGUCCUUAUCGCAGACAACGCAACCGAUAGACGUUGUUAACCAGUGCCUUAAUCAGCCAUUUGACCAAGUGGGCUUGCUGAUGACAUGAUUACAACUCAUGAUUAUAGGUCAGAUAACGGUGUUCCCAUUUGAUACCAACUUGCUUUUUUUUUUUCUGGGAAGAAAGGGGGGAGGGGCGAGAGAAGCUUCUUUUUGUGAUGCAGACAGCUGUUAGGUCGUCUCGAACCAUUAUGUGUAGUGUGUUUAAUGGCCUGAAAAACCUGUAAGUCUUCCUUAUCAGUAUCUUACAGCAGAAUAGCCAGAUAAUAAAUAGUACAGGCUUGGCAUCUCGAGAUAUAUGGUAUGCCAACUCUUCAUCUGUCCGUCAAUCCACUCAGGUUUCCGAGAAGAGCCACAAAUUUGUAACAUGACUAUCGUGUUCAUGUGGGCUAUGAGCGUUCUUUAUUGUCUGUAAAUAUUUGUAUGCUCUAAAAAUAGUCUAAAAAUACAUGCCAUCUUUGAAUUAUGAGCGGCCAAUGUAUUAACUGUAUUUGUCCAGACCACAUUGUAAUUAAAUCCUGCUGGUUUGCCAACAUUAGGGAACAUUAUCAAAAUCUCUUACGUCAAGAAGUAUAAUGGGGUAUAUAUUUCGUUGUUCAAUUAUCUUCAGCCAUGUAUCAUACAAAAAAAUAACCCAAUAAAGUUUCCUUUGUACCCUGCUGUCCAGCAAGGAACAGUAAGGCCUUCACCCAAGCAGGCUGAUCUGAUUUCAAAUGUAUAGCAUUGCAAGCUGGCUAUUUGUGUGUGAAUUAUCACUGGAAGGCAGGUUUAUUUUCAUUACGUAACGUUUAAUGAUGUUCAUUCCAGAGACACAAGUGUAUAAAACAAACAUGCACAGAAACAGACAAGAAAAUGCCACAUAUCCACCUCAACCUAGCAACACAAUGCCAGUCUGCUGUAAUAUGAUUUAGUAAAUGCUGUUGUAUAUAUAAAGUGAACGCUAUCUACUAUUUCAUACUCCAUUCAAAACUUCUAUAAAAGGAUCAGCGAACACUAGCCAGUAGCAUUUCAUUGUAAGGCCACAGUUCUGUCCGUCCACACUUUUUCUUAAUAUGAAAUGGAAAGAUAUAGAAGUGUAAUGACAAUUUUGUCACGGCAUUUUGUGAACAGCUGAAAAAGCAAAUUCUUCUAAAUAGCAGUAACUUACAAAUUUAAUAAGAGAAAUUGAAAUGCUGUUUGGUGUAAAGAGAAAAACAUUGAAGUUCAGAAAUAGCUAGACACGUUUUCUUUACCUUUCUGCUUCUAAGUAUAAUAAUACAGUGAAAAUUCGAAAUAGCGAAAAUUCACUUAGGACUUCUCUUACUUUUAAGACUAAGUCUGUCCACCAGACAAUAGCUGUAGUUUAGAUAAACAUACAGGAAAUUAAUAUUCUGUUGAAUCCAUUAAUAGGGUACUGAAAAUACCACAAAACUAUUUGUUAAGCCUUAAGGCAGGUAAACUAUCAUAAUGAAGAAAUAAAAUAGCAGUUUCUAUGGAUACAAGUUUGUUUUAUCAUGAAAAAUCUUUCCAGGAACACCUUGCAGUCUGGCUUGAAUCUCUUGUACAUCAUAAAGCAGUACAAGCAGCAUCUCUUAUGUUGUAAUGUCUCUGAGUGCAUAUAUACCUAUGCACAUACAGUGUAUAACAACAGAUUUCGGGAAGGUUGCAUUUAUGUUUCUCAUACCCAUUUUUUUCACUGCCUCAAAAUUUACAAUGGCACUACAAGUUGUUAAGUUUACAGGCACACUGAAGAAUGACAAGAUGGUGUAAAUACUUAUGCAGCAUACCCCUGGUUAAUAGCAUCUUAACUCUUGUGAUGAGGAUCCUAACUAAGCACCAGUUGGUACCUUAGUGGUUUCAAAUGAUAAGUUUGCUGUGAGCUUGGUGCCUACUACUUUAUGCCUCAUUUCCAAAGGCUUGGUCAGUGACAAGGCAACAGCGCAGAGUAAAUACAAUUUAUCACAGUUUUUAAACGAAAAUUUUAUUGUUUGUUUUACCACAAGAGUCUAUAUUAUUGUUAAGAAACAUUUAGAUGUGCAGAGAGAUUUAAAUGCCCAUUUGACUAUGAAAUAAACUGAAUUUUGAUACAG
Molecule: messenger RNA, 3450 nt
Organism: Pomacea canaliculata
Lineage: Eukaryota; Metazoa; Mollusca; Gastropoda; Architaenioglossa; Ampullariidae
Product: transcription factor ets-4-like
Exons: 7
Coding region: 481-1371 (296 amino acids)
Biological process (GO): regulation of transcription by RNA polymerase II; cell differentiation
Cellular component (GO): nucleus
Molecular function (GO): DNA-binding transcription factor activity, RNA polymerase II-specific; sequence-specific DNA binding
Source: RefSeq, a predicted model, not a curated record